Molecule: messenger RNA, 816 nt
Organism: Dicrocoelium dendriticum
Lineage: Eukaryota; Metazoa; Platyhelminthes; Trematoda; Plagiorchiida; Dicrocoeliidae
Source: the annotation of a GenBank genome assembly
AUGAAGUUUAAUUGCAAUCCCUUGCAGAUUCUAUGUGUUCUACAUCCCACCAUGGAGGAUGGGUCAGGGGGGGGCUGCGGAGGGGGAGGGGCGGGGGGGCUGGCUGCGGGGGUGGUGGGCAAGGGGGGUGGGGGGGGGGGCGGCGGGCGGGCUGUGGGGCGGUGGGACCUGCCGCGGGUGGAGGUGGGGGGGUCGCUGGUGGGGGGGGGUCCCCUGAUGGGGGGGGGGGUGGGGGGGGGGGGGGGGGGGGGGGGUGGCUGGGGCGGGAAGCCAGGCGGGCCGAAGGGGGGGGGCGGGGUGGGGGGGGGAGUGGUGGUGGGGUUGGGAAGGGGAGUGGAGGGCAUGGGGAGGGGGGGGGCGGGGGAUGGGGACGGAAAGGUUGAUGUGUGGGGGAUUACGGCUGGUCGCGGGUGGGGGGCUGUGGGGCGCGGCCGGACGGCGCGCGAGGGGUGGGGGGGGUCUGGGGGGGGGGAUGCUGGUGGGUGGGGGCGGGCGGGGAGGAGCAUUCGUGGAGGCGGGGGGGGCCAGCGGGGGGGGGGGGGGGCGCGCGUAGGGGCGGUUGGUAGCGAGGGGGGGGAGACGGGGGUGGCACGGGGGCGACGGGGGUUGUGUCGGGGGGCGGGGGUUGAGGGGGCGGUGGUGGGGGGGGGGUCUAGGGGGAGUCGGGGGGGGGGCGAGCGGGGGGGAAUGGAGGGGGGGGGGGUGCGGGGGGGGGGGGUGGCGGGGGCGAUGUGGUGUGCGGGUUGGUGGAGCAGGCGGGUGGGGGUCGAGCGUGGGGGGGGGGAGCGCGGGGCGGGGGGGGAGUCUGGGGCGUGA